Pyricularia pennisetigena is the source of this 309-nucleotide messenger RNA. RefSeq lists its product as uncharacterized. Bases 1 to 309 code for a protein of 102 amino acids. The record is from RefSeq and is a predicted model, not a curated record. NCBI's taxonomy places the organism in Eukaryota, Fungi, Ascomycota, Sordariomycetes, Magnaporthales, Pyriculariaceae. The transcript is spliced from 2 exons.
AUGAAGCUGUCAACCGUCCUUUCCACCUUUGCGCUGGCCAACGUCAGCGCCGCCGCGGCGGUCGACCUUAACAUGGGCCAGGAGGAGUCCCCCAUCGUCGCCAGGUCCCCGGCCAGGACAUCCUCCCGCCGGCGCGCAAAGGGAGGGUCAUGGGGCCAGUUCCCCGCGCCUCGCGUUAUCUCGGAUGACGAUGAUGAACAAAAGUUGUUUGAAAUUUGCAUGGAGAGCUGCAGGCGAAACCGGCUUCAAGAAGGCAAAAUCAAAAAUCUCAUUGAAAUUGACAAAGCUCUAGGUCUCGCCGGGUAUUAA